CGGCAAUUUUAUGUGAUUAAUCAAAAAAAUGGCGAAAUUGGUUGAUAUAUACAACAGCGAAAAAGAGCCUGUAAUAAAAAGACGGCAAUUGCCGUUAAUUAUCUACGAAAAUCUUACCAUGAUUAUGGAUUUAAACACUAUGGGGCUGAUUUGUGAUAACCCGCAAGUGAAAGGACGUGAAUUCGAAGAUUUCAUGCGCAAGUAUAGGAUCCUCACUACAGAUGAGCUCAAAGCCGCGCUUAGAGUCGACGCUUCUGAUAUUAUUAACGUUUUAAAUCAAAGCAUUCCUUGUGUUGGCUGUCGAAGAAGUGUGGAACGUCUCUUUUAUCAGUUAUGUAAGUCUGGUCAUCCCACAUUAGAUCCUCUAGUCCUAACCCAGGAUGAGAUUAUGACUAUUAAAGAAGACAAAAUAACACAUCCACAGUCACUUGCCACUCUACUCAAUGGUCACAGUACUGGAAUAGAGUGUUUAAUCCUAAGCCAGCCACGAUGGAAAAAGUCGCAGCGCUGCACUCUGCACUCACUGGAGGCAGGUAGUGCGCGGGGAUGGGGGGCGAGUGGCGCGUGCGCUUGGGGCUGGGGUGCCUGGGGGUGGGGAGGACGAGCGGCCUGGCGUACAGCCUGGGAUGCCAUGCGGUCCGUUGCUCGUGAGCAUGUCACGCUAAUACAUUUCAACACUCUACACGACACUCUUCACAAUUAUCUAAGAAAACACCGUUUCUGUGCCGACUGUAAAACCAAGGUUUUAAGAGCUUAUCAGCUACUAGUUGAAGAAAAAGAGCCCCAGAAAGAAAAAGGCUAUGUAGGAACACUAUAUAGUGGCAUUAAAAGAUGCCUGUUGGACAAGCAUCUACAUCUGCAAGCAAAAACGGACUAUAUCGAGCAACUUAUAACUAGAGCCGAACCGGAACUACUGGGUAACCAUCGUGAAAGGCAUGCCAAGACUCUUGAAAUUGCACAGGAAGAGGUGUUGAUAUGUCUUGGCAUCUGUAUAUACGAGCGGCUACAGCGUAUCUCUCUCCGGCUGCGCGAGGAAGAAGGCACGUGUCAGACAUUAGCGGCGGUUACGGUGGAGGCGCUUUAUCGCAAGUUCGAGACCGCCGUCGAGCAGAAGAGCGGCGUCUCUAAGUUACAACUGUUGUACGACGAGAUAACACAGGAAGAGCUCACGCGGCAGCAGAGAAAGGAACAAAAGAAAUUGAAAAGGCGCAAGAAGAAGGAACGGCAAGUUGUUGAGACUAAAUGCAAGGAAGCGGACUCAGAGGAACCUGAAGAAAAAUGCCAAUGUGAAGAAUGUAUACUAGAAGAACGAGACACACCAACCGACCUGCUUUCGCCGCGUGAUUACAACCAGUGUUACGAGACUGGCGGAGAUGGCUGCACGUCGUGUCUAGACGACUCAGCAAAACGUCACUCGCCUAAAAAGUCUAGCAAGAAACAGGCCAAAAAUGGCAACAUCUCACCUAACGAUCAUUCACAGGAUUGCGGAUACUCGUCAGGAAACAACGGAGGUUGCUGUGAAACUAUGUCUGGAUCUUCUUCCCUCAUGAGCUCGCCUGAAGGCUCGGAGGUGGCAUGCUCAGAGGGAUUCUGCAACCACGAGAGAGGCGACUGUUUAGAUAUGAAUAAAAAUGACAAGUUAUCAUUACCCGGGUUUACGUUAUCUCUGCAAGAAAUGCUUAAGAACACAUGCUCGUCAGACGAAGAGGAAGACGCCAGUUAUAUUCCUAUAGAAGACGUAAUGGAAUUCAAGUCACGUAGGAACACAACUGAGAAAAGACAAGAGUUACGACAGAACCUGCGCCAAAAGUUCGCCCAACUAUGCGUCGCGCCACCGACGCUCACCGCGAAGGAAAAGCAGUCUGCUUAGUUUACAAACCUUCCAACUUUUCAUGAUCGAAGUCCACACAUGUUUAUAGAAAGUUUUAGCUGAUGAUCUCUAAAUGUUAACACCAAAAAAGGACUUCUGUUAUGGAUUCCAAGUACAGUGCAUUGUGAAACCAAGCCAUUUCACACACCAAUCAAAUGGUUGAUGGCAGUUUACAACUACAUACUUUUUUAAAGUCUUGCACUUACAAUAAUCAGAAUCCAAGAUAGUAAGUGUAUGGUAGUACCUUUAAAUGUUUAAGUUUUAGCAGUGCCAGCACUGAACUGCAAAGUUGAAAAUCUAAAGUCUUAUCGUGAACUAAGAAAGAAGUGCUAUGUUCAAAUGUUUUACACCAAAAACAUCAGUCGAAAAUAUAACUAUAUAAUGAUAAUUAGAAAUGUUCUCCAUUUUUGAUAAGAUUUUAUUUGAAACAAUAGACGUUGCAU
This is a messenger RNA of Hyposmocoma kahamanoa, 2313 nucleotides long. Its product is annotated as gametogenetin-binding protein 2-like. Gene Ontology annotation, cellular component: cytoplasm; nucleus. The coding region runs from base 29 to 1870 and encodes 613 amino acids. The record is from RefSeq and is a predicted model, not a curated record. The transcript has 9 exons. NCBI's taxonomy places the organism in Eukaryota, Metazoa, Arthropoda, Insecta, Lepidoptera, Cosmopterigidae.